Molecule: messenger RNA, 609 nt
Organism: Morchella sextelata
Lineage: Eukaryota; Fungi; Ascomycota; Pezizomycetes; Pezizales; Morchellaceae
Exons: 1
Coding region: 1-609 (202 amino acids)
Source: RefSeq, a predicted model, not a curated record
AUGUCAGCUACAAACCCCCUCCUCGCCGAACUCGCCGCGAUCCGCCGCCGCCACCACGAACACACCCAACCACCCGCUCCUCCCGCUCCCCCACCAGCGCCCACCCCCCCACCACCACCUCCCCCUGGCAAAGCCCAGCUAUACAAACCCACCAACCCCCCACCCCAGCCAGGCUCAAGCAGCGCCCAGCCCUUCGAUUUCGCGCGGCGCCUCCCACCCGCUGAUUUCGUCGUCCUCGACCCCACCUCUGGCCGAGGCCAGCCGCCGCCGCCGCCGUUGUUCCCGGGCUUCAGAGCAGGCCAGCCACCACUCUCCAACACUCGAGCAGGCCCGCCGCCACUCUUCAACCCGCCGCCCAGAGCAAACCAGCCUCCUGCACCACCCCUCAACACUAGAGCAACCCAACCUCCAGCAAACGGAGGCCGCCCGCCAGCACGCCCCUUCCAGGGGCCGGCACCGCCGCCCGCAGCACCGUCGCCGGAGCGGCUCAAGUAUCUUGCGGAGCAGAGGAGGGCGCGUGAGGCGGCUAAGAGGGAGCGGGAGAGGAUACUGAGGAAUAUCGAGGAGGAUAAGGUGCGGAGGAGGGCGCAGGCGGGGAGGAGGUUUUAG